UGUAGCCCUGGCAAGAACCGGAAGACCCAAACACCAUAGAGACAAGCUAAGAUGGAGCAAGAAGGUCCUCCAUCAGGCCACCGGAAACAGAGUUUGCCGGCUUGCCGGAAGCACGCUUGUCUAGCAUCUACCCUACUGCUCUGCAAGGGUUAAUUCUCCAGCACACAGCCAGGGAAUGAGAUGAGAUGAGGCCGCUGCUGCUCCGGCCUCUGCGCUUGUGGGUGACCCCGGGAAGGAGAUGGUGCUCUGCGGGGCCUCAGAUAGAAGUCCGGGUGCGGUUUGCUCCCAGCCCCACAGGCUUCCUGCACCUGGGUGGCCUACGCACAGCGCUUUACAACUAUCUUUUUGCCAAGAAAUAUGAAGGUACAUUUAUUCUGCGCCUGGAAGACACUGACAGAAACCGCCUAGUUCCUGGAGCUGCCGAGGGUAUAGAAGACAUGUUGGAGUGGGCAGGGAUCCCACCAGAUGAGAGCCCCAGGCGUGGUGGGCCGUACGGUCCCUAUGAACAGUCGAAGCGUCUGAAUCUGUAUCAUGAUGCUGUACAGACCCUGCUGGAGAGUGGCGCUGCGUACCGCUGCUUCUGCACCCCUCAGAGACUAGAACUACUGAAGAAAGAAGCGUUUAGGAGUAGGCAGACUCCUCGCUACGACAACCGCUGCAGACAUCUGACCACAAAUCAAGUGCAGGAAAAGCUGACGCAGAAUUUGCCAUUUGUGGUCCGGUUCCAGUUGCCUAGUGGUACCCACGAUUUCCAGGACUUGGUCUAUGGUUGGACACGGCAUGAUGUGGCAAGUGUGGAAGGAGACCCAGUGAUCCUGAAAGGAGAUGGCUUCCCCACUUAUCACUUGGCCAAUGUGGUGGAUGAUAGUAAAAUGGGUGUGACGCACGUGCUGAGAGGAGAAGAGUGGCUGAUCUCCACCACCAAGCACCUACUGCUUUUCCGUGCUCUGGGCUGGCAGCCCCCAUUAUAUGCUCACCUCCCGCUCUUGCUCAACAAAGAUGGCAGCAAACUGUCCAAGCGACAGGGCGACAUAUUUAUCCAACACUACGCCCAGAACGGAUACCUGGCCGACACCCUGCUUGACAUUAUUACGAACUGCGGAUCAGGAUUCAGCGGGAACCAGAUGGGCCGCACCCUGCCGCAGCUAGUCCAGCAGUACAAUCUGGGAAGCACCAGCACUCACUCGGCUCUUCUAGACCUGGAUAAACUUCCGGAGUUCAACCGGAUUCACCUGACCAGGUGGAUUGAUAACGCAGACACCCGAGCACAGCUGGUCACUCAGGUGAGGACUCUGCUGCAGCAGAAGUACAAAGACAUGAUGUGUGAUACAGAGUACAUUGAGAAGAUACUGUUACUGAGGAGGGGACACCUGUGUAUGCUCACAGACUUGCUGUCUCCAGAUUACUCCUAUCUGUGGGUUCGGCCCUCGGUGCAGAGGGAUCCUCUACAACGUCUGUCUAGUGAGGCCAGUGAGAUUGGGAGUCUAGCUGUGCGGAUUCUGCAGGAUAGUCACAAUGUUCUGAACCUGGAAAUGUUAAACCGAGAACUGCGGAGCCACCUGCAGCAGCUGAGAGCCACAAAAUACAGCACUUCCAUGAAAGUACUCCGUCUGACACUCAGUGGCCUAGAGACUGGCCCCAGUGUGGCGGAGAUGAUGCUGUCGUUGGGACCGCAGGAGUCGAUUGCACGGUUACGGAAUGCUCUGUCUUGUUGAAGAGUGGAUCUACCAUGUGACUCGGUGUCAGUGCCAUCAUCCUCCCCUGCAUGUGAGCUGUGUCGGGGAGACGUUCCACUGCUGCUGCUCUGUAUACACUCCCACUACCCUGCCUGGGCUUCCAGCUACUCACCGCAAAGCACUUUCCCCACCGAAGGGUCUCUUGUGCUGCAUGGAUAGAUUCCUCCUGCCGCCAAUACCCCGCAGAAAGAGCUGCAGGGACGAAUCCAAUAUGACGCCGGAGACUCUGCUCCCUCAUCCCCUGAUAUGUGCUUAGAGGGAGGGAACUGUUCUGAAUUCAUUCUCAGAGACUCUCCCGGAGCUCUAUCCACUCCUGACACCCCUGUUACAUAUAGGGAUAUGGUGGAUGCAAUAAGGGCAGCUAUAGGUUCCCUUCUGGCUGAGCAGACAGCUGGUAUUUCUUCCCAGCUUUUCCAACUAACAAAGAGUACAGGACACGGAGUCCAGAAUGGGGGAAAUGUUUGCGGAUAUGGCCUAAUUGAAAAAGGCACAACAAAGCUCACACUAUCACAUAUUAAUUGUAAAGCGCAACGGAAUAUGCUGCACUAUAUAAGAAACUGAUAAUAAAUAAUAAAUAAAUUACAUUGAUGACCUAGAAAAUAGGUUUAGGAGGAACUACCUCCGGAUUGUGGGGCUCCCAGAAACAGUGAAGGGAGGUGCUGCCACCGCUGUUGCAGAUUCAAGAUGUUUGUAGCGAGUUAGUGAUUGAGUGAGCUCACAGAGUGGGUCCUUUAUGCACACAAUCCGGAACCAGAACCCUGCGUGGUUCUGUUUAAAUGCCUGAAUUAUUUAUAUAAAGAAGCAUUCUGGAAUGCCUCCCGCAAGAAUUGUUCUAUGUCCUGGGAAGGAAACAAGCUGUUUUUGCUUCAAGACUAUUCCGCUGAACUUAUGAAGGCCAGAAAGUAAUUCUUUCUUCUUUGCUCCCAUUUGAUCCAGCAGAGGAAAAAAUUUGCAUUACUGUAUCUAUCUAGACUGCGCCUUUACAAUGGCUCAUCCAAUGAUGCUGAGUCUUAUUUAGCAGAUUGAGUGAUUUGUUUUAGGUACAAUAAUUUUCUGGUUCAUAGUCCUUGUUGGACAAUGUGGUUACAGGUGACUCACUUUAUGGCGAUACCUUACUGUAUAUAUUUUUCUAAGGUACUCUAAAUCACAUUACUUUGACUCAGGUGAUCUGCUCUGUGUCUAUUUCUGCACUGAGUUGGUAGGGCAAGCAUUCUCAAUCUUUGUCCUCAAGGCACACUAAUAGGCCCUACACACUGGGCGAUAAUACUCAAAGAUAUGAACGAUCUCGUUCAUUAAUGAACGAGAUACCGUUCAUAUCUUUGAGUGUGGAGGCACCAGCGAUGAACGAUGCGCGGCCCCGCUCUCGUUCAUCGCUGGUGCCCCCCGUCAGCUGUGCAUGCAGGCCAAUAUGGACGAUUUCGUCCAUAUUUGCCUGCACUGCUAUGGAGACGGGUGACUGGGGGAGUGAAGAAACUUCACUCCCCCCGCCGCCGGGUCGCCCGUCGGCCGUAUCCGCCGCCGGGCAGCUGGCGGCGGAUCGCUCAAUGUGUAGGGCCCUUAACAGUCCUGGUUUUAGUGAUAUCCAGGCUUGAACACAGGUCACUUAAUUAGUACCUCAGUUAUUUUUAUUUAACCAUCUGUGCUGAAGCCUGGAUGUCACUAAAACCUGCACUGUUGGUGUGCCUUGAGGACCACGGUUGAGUAAGCCUGUGGCAGGGUAAGGAGCGAACCUCCUUCAUUAUUGAUAUCCUGUAUAUACUGUAUUUUGCUUAUUUGUAAGUCCCAAGUGUAUUCAUGAUUAUGGGAACGUGUUUUCUGAUUUUUCAAUAACUUUUAUGCAUUGUGAUUUUUAUGUACAGUGCAUCCGGAAAGUAUUCACAGCACUUCAUUUUUUCCACAUUUUGUUAUGUUACAGCCUUAUUUCAAACUAGAAUAAAUUAUUUUUUUCCCUCAAA
Molecule: messenger RNA, 3691 nt
Organism: Pseudophryne corroboree (corroboree frog)
Lineage: Eukaryota; Metazoa; Chordata; Amphibia; Anura; Myobatrachidae
Gene: EARS2
Product: glutamyl-tRNA synthetase 2, mitochondrial
Exons: 10
Coding region: 186-1715 (509 amino acids)
Biological process (GO): glutamyl-tRNA aminoacylation
Cellular component (GO): mitochondrion
Molecular function (GO): zinc ion binding; glutamate-tRNA ligase activity; tRNA binding
Source: RefSeq, a predicted model, not a curated record